AUGUCCAACAGCUCCAGGGUGAGGGAAUUCCUGCUGCUGGGAUUCUCGGAGGUCCGGGAGCUGCAGCUGGUGCACGCUGUGCUGUUCCUCCUGGUCUACCUGGCGACCCUGAUGGGAAAUCUCCUUAUCAUUGCCAUCACCGCCCUCGACAGACGCCUCCACACCCCCAUGUACUUCUUCCUCAGGAACCUGUCCCUCAUCGACAUCUGUCUCAUCUCCAUCACCGUCCCCAAAUCCGUCACCAUCUCCUUGACUAACUGCCGGUCCAUCUCCUUCUUGAACUGUGCCAUUCAGCUCCUUCUGGUGGUCCUGUUUGCGGUCUCGGAGUUUUUCAUCCUUAUGGUCAUGUCCUAUGACCGCUACGUCGCCAUUUGCCUCCCCCUGCGCUACGAGGUCAUCAUGAAAGCAGGGGCUUGUGGGAAGAUGGCGGCCGUAUCCUGGCUCAGUGGAGGGCUGAUGGGGGUCUUGUUUUCAGCUUCGAUCUUCUCCUUGUCCUUCUGCGGGUCCAACGUUGUCCAGCAGUUCUUCUGUGACGUCCCCUCCCUGCUAAAGAUCACCUGCUCUGAAGACCACUCCGCCAUCAACGUGGGUGUGACCUUAGCGCUAGCCAUAUGUGCCGUAGGCUUCAUUUCCAUUGUCACCUCGUACGUGCACAUUUUCUGGGCCGUUCUGAGGAUGCCAGCCGCCGAAGGCCGGGCCAGAGCCUUCUCCACCUGCCUUCCCCAUCUCGUCGUCUUCACCGUCUUCCUCUCCACAGGCAUGGUUGGUUAUCUCAAGCCGCCCUCACACUCUUCCACCGUGUUCGACCUGCUGCUGUCCGUGUUCUACGUCGUCAUGCCCCCGGCCCUGAACCCUCUCAUCUACAGCCUGAGGAACCGGGACUUGAAAGCUGCUCUAUGGACAGUCUUAAAAAGGUGA
Molecule: messenger RNA, 918 nt
Organism: Tachyglossus aculeatus (Australian echidna)
Lineage: Eukaryota; Metazoa; Chordata; Mammalia; Monotremata; Tachyglossidae
Product: olfactory receptor 14A2-like
Exons: 1
Coding region: 1-918 (305 amino acids)
Biological process (GO): G protein-coupled receptor signaling pathway
Cellular component (GO): membrane
Molecular function (GO): odorant binding; G protein-coupled receptor activity; olfactory receptor activity
Source: RefSeq, a predicted model, not a curated record